GAACUCGAGGAGAGAAAGAAAGGGCGAAAAGGAACGCGAGAAAAGGAGUGUGAAGAGCCGUUGCUGUGAUGGACGAGGGCUGUCGGGGGCGGUGGUGAGAGAGAGAGGGAGAGAGAGAGAGAGAACGGGAGAGAGCAAGGGUGCGGGCAGUGCCAUCACCAUGGCCGUGGCCAGCGCCAAGACCUUCCAAUGGCAGUCUCUGGCUCCCUUGCCGACGGGCCGGGUGUACUGUGCCCCGGUGGAGAGCGGAGGGCAGCUGUACCUGAUCGGGGGCUGCGACCAGACCGGGACCCCCACGAGCUCCUGCGAGGUUUACUGCCCCGAGGCUGACCAGUGGACCUCGCUGCCCCCGAUGCCCACGGCCCGGGCUGGGGUGGCCGUAGCCGCCCUCGGCAAGCGGCUGCUGGUGAUCGGGGGGGUCGGGCUCCACCAGAGACCCCUGUCCACCGUGGAGAUGUACAGCGUGGAGGAGGGCAGGUGGGAGAGAAGACCCUCGCUCCGAGAGGCAGCCAUGGGGGUGUCCAUCACCGUCAAAGACUGCCGGGUGUAUGCUGCGGGGGGGAUGGGCACCACCAUGUUCCCCCAAGGCCUCCUGCAGCAGUACGACACGCUGAAGGACGUGUGGUUGCCGUUGCCCGCGAUGCCCACCCCGAGGUACGGCGCCAGCACCUUCCUCCGAGGCUCCAAGAUCCACGUGUUUGGGGGGAGGCAGGCAAAAUGCCCGGUCGCUGCCUACGAGGUCUACGACACGGAGACGAGAUCUUGGACUAAGUUCCCCAGCAUCCCCGGCAAGCGCACCUUCUCCAGCUACGUGAUGACAGACACGAGUUUCCUCAGCCUGGGCGGCCUGCAGCAAACCCACGCCUACAGACGGCCAAAGUUUGUCAGGACCGUGGAGGUGUUUGACAUUGAGCAGGGAGGUUGGAUGAAAAACGAACGCUGCUUAAACAUGAGGAAGAGAAGAGCUGAUUUUGUGGCCGCGAAUCUGAGGGGGCGAGUGAUCGUGGCUGGAGGCUUAGGGAACCAGCCGGCAGUGCUGGGCUCGGUCGAGGCCUUUCACCCGGUGAAGAAGAAGUGGGAGUCGCUCCCUGCGAUGCCCACCGCCCGCUGCACCUGCUCCAGCCUCGUCUUCGCCAACCGGCUGGUGGUCCUGGGCGGAGUGGCACAGGGUCCGAGCCGGGCGGUGGAAGCUCUCUACCAGAGCGAGUCCUAACGGCCGGCCGACAGGGGGCGCUCACGGCACAGGU
Messenger RNA from Callorhinchus milii (elephant shark), 1247 nucleotides. RefSeq names its product kelch domain containing 8A (gene klhdc8a). Bases 161 to 1213 code for a protein of 350 amino acids. Gene Ontology annotation, molecular function: protein binding. Lineage: Eukaryota; Metazoa; Chordata; Chondrichthyes; Chimaeriformes; Callorhinchidae. The transcript has 5 exons. The record is from RefSeq and is a predicted model, not a curated record.